AUGUCGGAAGAUUACGAAUUCAGCGAAGACUCCAGCAUGAUGAGGAUGGAGGAGGACGGGGAGGCCAACAACGACGACCCCAUGUCGGCGGCUGGGGACGUUGGCCUGAUGGGGGGCGAGGCCGAGGGGUCCAGGAUCGACGCCAGUAAAAACGAGGAGGAUGAAGGGAAGAUGUUUGUUGGAGGGCUCAGCUGGGACACGACCAAGAAGGACCUGAAGGAUUACUUCUCAAAGUUCGGGGAGGUGGUGGACUGCACGUUAAAGCUGGACCCCAUGACGGGGCGCUCCAGGGGGUUCGGCUUUGUGCUCUUCAAAGAACCCGAAAGCGUCGAUAAGGUCGCCUCCCAGAAGGAGCACAAACUGAACGGGAAGGUGAUCGACCCCAAAAAAGCGAAGGCCAUGAAAAGCAAGGAGCCCGUCAAGAAGAUUUUUGUCGGCGGCCUUUCCCCGGACACCCCCGAGGACAAAGUCCGAGAAUACUUUGGUGCCUUCGGAGAGGUGGAGUCCAUCGAACUUCCCAUGGAGAACAAAACCAACAAAAGGAGAGGCUUCUGCUUCAUCACCUUCAAAGAGGAGGAGCCGGUGAAGAGGAUCAUGGAGAAGAAGUACCACAACAUCGGCCUCAGCAAGUGUGAGAUAAAGGUGGCCGUAUCCAAGGAGCAGUACCAGCAGCAGCAGUACUGGGGAGGCAGAGGCGGGUACUCGUCCCGGUCUCGAGGAAGAGGAGGCGGCCCCAACCAGAACUGGAACCAGGGCUACGGAAACUACUGGAACCAAGGUUACGGCAAUUAUGGGAAUUACGGUUACGGUAACCAGGGUUACGGAGGCUACGGCGGCUACGACUACACCGGCUACAACAACUACUACGGCUACGGUGAGCUCAGCCCCGGCUGA
Menidia menidia (Atlantic silverside) is the source of this 894-nucleotide messenger RNA. The record is from the annotation of a GenBank genome assembly. NCBI's taxonomy places the organism in Eukaryota, Metazoa, Chordata, Actinopteri, Atheriniformes, Atherinopsidae.